CCGGAAGUCGCCCUCACCUCCGUCACACCUGUGUGUAUGAAGACAGCGACGACGUCACACCUUUAAAAAAAAACAAAAAACAACGUGUGGAGGAUAAACCGGGAGCAACCGACGAUUAUCACCGACCGUAAACACGGAGGAAGUCCAUGAGGAGUUCAUUUAUUCAGCCGAGACGGAACCACGAAGCCCGGACAGAGAUUAUCCACGACCCGGAGAGUGUUCACUCACUGUGCCCUGCUGCGUUUGACAGCUGACUUCCUGCUGACGUCAUCAGGUUUACAGAUGAGAUGUUGAACUUCAGCCCGUGGGCUCUGCUGCCUCCCGUCUACUCGGCCGGCACCGCUGCUGGACUGUGGCUGGUAUACUUUAUGGCUGUCAGUGACGAGAAGGUCGUACCUCUCAGUUCAACAUCCUGGCGAAGAAAUGGAUCUUUUUAUCCUCCCUACAUCAGCAUCGCAGGUAACUAUCCACCUGCCAGCUGCAUCUUCAGCGAGGUCAUGACCAUAGCUGCCUUUCUGGGGUUCAUUGUUGCCGUCCUCCGAUACCUUCAGCUGAAGCCCAGGAUACACAAAGCGUGGCUGAACGUCGGCAGUCUGCUGGCUUUCUCUGCCGCCUGCUUCGGGAUGACGCUCGUAGGAAACUUCCAGCUGUUCAAUGAUGAGAUCAUACACAACUUCGGCACCUUCAUGACGUUUGGAUUGGGAACGCUGUUCUGCUGGGUCCAGUCCUACAUCACCCUGAGGGUCGACAUUAAGAACGAGGGGAGGAAGGCCGGCGUCCUUCGUUUCCUGUUGUCUGGGUCCAUCACGCUCUGCAUGAUACUCUAUUUCUCUCUGAUGGGUCAGGGCUCCCACAUGCACGCGUCUCGGUGUCAGUGGGCGCUCGUCAUGUUCUUCCUCAUCUUCAUCAGCACCUUCGCCAUCGAGUUUCGUCACAGCCGCUUCAACGCGGCGUGCACGGACGGCGCCGCGGGUCCUUUAAACGUAAACGAGGCUUUCUCUGAGGUGACCAGGUAUCAGCCGGACCAAAUGUAGCGACGCUUCAACGCGCUGAAAACGUUUUAAAACGGCACUUAUGUAUUCAUGUUUGUUAUAUUUAUCUACGACACCAAAAAUCUGCUGUUUACAAAUCAUUUUUUCUAUAUCCAAAGAAGUUUUUUUAAACUCUUCUUUUUAAAGUUUUAGUUUUUAAACUGCACGAAUCUUCGAUCAGUAUCAAUAAAAGUGCAGCCACAUGUGUUCAGA
Messenger RNA from Larimichthys crocea (large yellow croaker), 1244 nucleotides. RefSeq names its product transmembrane protein 150C (gene tmem150c). Lineage: Eukaryota; Metazoa; Chordata; Actinopteri; Sciaenidae. The transcript has 9 exons. The coding region runs from base 288 to 1034 and encodes 248 amino acids. The record is from RefSeq and is a predicted model, not a curated record. Gene Ontology annotation, cellular component: plasma membrane.